CAGACACAGACACACACACACGCGCGCGCGCGCGUAUAUGAGUUUUGUAUUUUUCGUGAACGUUGAACACUUGGGUCCGUGAACUACUGCUGCACCGUCCAUUUUACAUUUUACUGGUCGUCCGAUACACUCGUACCUAUACUACUCUAUCAGCUGAACCUACUAACUAGUUUAUAUUAAACUUACGCCUGUACCAUUUGGUAUUUAUCUACACCGGUUUUGUAGCCGUAUAUAGUAAAUAUAAUAUUUCCUGUAUACCAGCGUGCGCCCAAUCGUUAGAUUCAUCUCACGAUAUUAUAUAUUAUUACUUUACUACGUCGAUAAAGAAUACACGAGCAUCACCAUGAGGAGCGAAGUUCUCGAAGAAAUGCCCGAAGCAAUGAUGGAAUAUUUCUGUGAACAAGUAUUGAAACGCGAUUGGCCGAACUGUAUUCACGCAUAUUAUUUCAUCAAAAAUGCAUUUCAAUGGAUGCGAAAAAAUUCGGCAUCGAGUUACAAAUUAUACUAUAUUUCUAAUGACGUUGAGAAUGGAACAUUUAUUGGGAUAUUAUCACGACCCGAAGAAGAAUAUCCCGACGUCGUAGUUACAUACACUUGCCCUGGAAACGAAGAACAAUUCCGAAGGAUGCUGUUUAGCACUGAGUUGAUCAACUGGCAGAAGAAACCGCUGUUCCAAGCUAUACCGUUCAGGAUGAAGGCCAUCGUGGAAACAAUGAUUGAGGAAAAGGGAUUGAAGAGUAAACUAUACUCAAAUGCUGUGCUUAAGUGGAUGCCAGCCGAUGUGGCCGCCAGAUUAGAUUAUGAGAUUCCAGAAGAUGUUUUUAUUGACCAAUUGAGCGUGGAUCAUAUAGACUUUAUUUAUUCGCUAUGGACUCACAGCGACGUUUACCCCAAGUCCGACCUUUGGGAUACAGUAAGGCUCAACAUUGGUUUAGGUGUAUUCAACCGGCAUAAUGGAGAGCUAUUGGCGUGGGCCAUGUGUGGCAGUUACGGAGGUCUUAGUACUUUGAUAGUUCAGCCAGAUUACAGAGGACGUGGAUUUGGUAAGCUGAUUGUGUUGGCAGUGACAAAGGUAAUGGGUGAGAAUGGCGUCUCUCCUCAUGCACUUAUCAAUGAAAAGAACAAAGUUUCAUUGGGCUUGUUUAAGAACGUUGGCUAUGUUAAACAUUCAACGCCAUUACCAUACGUAGUAGUCGAAGACCCGGAUACCUCUGGGCCAUAAAUACCGGGACAAUUACCUUGGCAUUUACCCCAACGAUUGGAUUCAAAACUAUAUACUAUUCAUUUAAUGAAACGUUCGAAUUUCGCUAAGUAAGAAGAGAUCACCAUAGCGGAAACAAUGACGAUCUAUGCAGAAACUGCUAAAAUUAUAAAGAUUAAAGAAUAAUGAAAAUCAUUUUUUUUUUUUUUUUUUAAUGAAAAUAAAUUAAUUUCAUAUUAAAUCUGUAAAUAUCCCAUAAUACGGAUAACCUAAUACAUUAUACUAUUAUAGUAAUAUGUACAAUUUAAAA
Metopolophium dirhodum (rose-grain aphid) is the source of this 1511-nucleotide messenger RNA. RefSeq lists its product as uncharacterized. Gene Ontology annotation, molecular function: acyltransferase activity, transferring groups other than amino-acyl groups. The coding region runs from base 344 to 1222 and encodes 292 amino acids. The record is from RefSeq and is a predicted model, not a curated record. The transcript is spliced from 4 exons. NCBI's taxonomy places the organism in Eukaryota, Metazoa, Arthropoda, Insecta, Hemiptera, Aphididae.